AUGUUCUGUAUAUCGGUGUUGUUACCAAUAAUACUGUACUGGAUUUAUUGGAGAUGGAGACACCACAGGAUGUUAAAACUAGCAGCACUAGUACCUGGACCCCCAGCUUUACCAAUUUUGGGAAAUGCAUUAUUUUUCAUGGCAAAAUCGGAAGAACAACUGGAUAAACUAGCAAGAUUAUCUGAAACUUACGGCCAAUACGUAAAGUUUUGGUUAGGACCAGAAUUGAAUAUAUAUGUUAAGAAUCCUACAGAUAUAAGGAAUCUUCUAACAAGUAACAAGGUGAAUUUGAAAGGAUCGGUUUAUAAAUUUAUGUCACCAUAUAUAGGAUGCGGUAUAUUAACUGGAGGACCAUCAUGGAGGCUUUAUAGGAAAGUAGCAACUCCAUCAUACAAUAAAAAGUGUGUAAAAAUAUACAGUGCUGUUUUCAAUACAGAAGCGGAUGAGUUAACCAAAAUUUUAAGUAGCAAAGAUCCGACGGAGACGUUUGAUGUAUACUUCGAUGUACUAAAUUGUACCACACGAUGCGUAUGCCAAACCCUGAUGGGCUUGUCACAGGAAGAUUCUAAAAGUAUAAAGAAUUUACAUGAAGUCAUCACUAAAACGCAAAGUAUGUAUAGCUUAAUAUUUAAAACGAUGACUCGGUGGUGGCUCCACAUACCUGUUAUUUACUGGCUCACAGGGAAUAAGGCAAAAGAAAUAUGUUUCGUAAAAUUGAUCGAUGAAAUGACUGCGGAUAUAUUGCAGAAGAGGAGAAACGCAUUACAGCAUGAAACCGUCCCGGAAGACGCUCAGGGUGUUGUUGAUAGGUUUAUAAUACAAGGUCUUCCUGACGAAGAAAUUAAACGGCAGAUGUUCAGUUUAUUUACCACCAGUCAGGAAGCUUCGGCUAAAAUAACCUCCGCAGUUCUACUAUUUUUAGCUCACCUACCUGAAUGGCAGGAUAAGGUCUACAAGGAAAUACUAGAAGUAAUCGGUUGUCAAGACGAAAAUGUUAGUGAAGAACAGUUGAAAAAACUACAAUAUUUAGACAUGGUAUAUAAGGAAGUGUUGCGGUAUAUGUCUAUAGCAGCUUUAAUACAACGAACCGUCGAAGAAGAGGUUACUAUUAAUGACGGUAAAAUUACUUUACCAGUCGGUACCUCACUGGUUAUUCCGAUUCACGAUUUACACCGCGACCCUCGGUACUGGGAGGAUCCUUACAAAGUUAAACCCGAGAGAUUUCUGCCUGAAAAUAUUAAGAAUCAAGAUCCCAACGCCUUCAUCCCUUUCAGUUUAGGACCUAUGGAUUGCCUGGGUCGAGUAUACGCCACCACACUGAUCAAGACACUAGUUGUGAAAGUAAUUCGAAGAGUACAGCUUGAAGCAGACGGACGACUCGAGGACCUGAAACUUCAAGUUGCUAUAUCCGUGAAGUUCCUUAACGGGUACAAUUUGCGAGCCAGAAAACGAACAAUCAACGGAUGUUCGCAACAUUGCUGA
Messenger RNA from Melitaea cinxia (Glanville fritillary), 1482 nucleotides. RefSeq names its product cytochrome P450 4C1-like (gene CYP367A1). Bases 1 to 1482 code for a protein of 493 amino acids. The transcript is spliced from 10 exons. Lineage: Eukaryota; Metazoa; Arthropoda; Insecta; Lepidoptera; Nymphalidae. The record is from RefSeq and is a predicted model, not a curated record. Gene Ontology annotation, molecular function: oxidoreductase activity, acting on paired donors, with incorporation or reduction of molecular oxygen; heme binding; monooxygenase activity.